Messenger RNA from Aplosporella prunicola CBS 121167, 270 nucleotides. RefSeq lists its product as uncharacterized. The transcript has a single exon. The record is from RefSeq and is a predicted model, not a curated record. Lineage: Eukaryota; Fungi; Ascomycota; Dothideomycetes; Botryosphaeriales; Aplosporellaceae. The annotation marks the transcript as partial.
CUAAGAAUAAAUUUUAAACGCACUUGGUAUCCAGAACUAUGUGUUUUUGAAACACAUUUUUCCACAAAAAAACAAGAUUCACCAUCGGCGAAUCCUGCUAAUCAAUGGGGACUCUUGAUCCCUUUACAUUCAACCACUGGUCUGUCUUUUGGUACAAUAUUAGGGAAAGCUUUCUUUAAAACAUCAGGUAAACCUAAGUUUAAAGAAGCUUUUAAACUAAAAAUAUCUAAAAGACCUUUACUAGUUAAAUGCUCUUUACGGAGCAUUAAG